This is a messenger RNA of Diabrotica virgifera virgifera (western corn rootworm), 1500 nucleotides long. RefSeq lists its product as uncharacterized. The transcript has 4 exons. Gene Ontology annotation, biological process: adenylate cyclase-activating adrenergic receptor signaling pathway. The record is from RefSeq and is a predicted model, not a curated record. The coding region runs from base 1 to 1500 and encodes 499 amino acids. Lineage: Eukaryota; Metazoa; Arthropoda; Insecta; Coleoptera; Chrysomelidae. Gene Ontology annotation, molecular function: dopamine neurotransmitter receptor activity, coupled via Gi/Go; chitin binding; G protein-coupled receptor activity. Gene Ontology annotation, cellular component: extracellular region; membrane.
AUGAGGAAUGUAGGCAUGUUGCCAAGUAGGGUAAAACUCACGCAAGGCUGUAAACACUUCGGAGUAAAUAUGGCAGAAGAAAUGAUGGAUGAUAUUCGCGACUCGAGAUUCUGGCAAAACGUCACAAACAAAUCGCUGGAUUUCAAUCAACAACACUCCCCGGAGAACUACAUGCUGGUGUUCGAAGAUAUCGACCAGUUUUUUAAUAAGAUAAAUAUCAGCAACGGCAACGAUUCGGAAGUUACUUCUGUGCUCAAUUGUACGAAUUUUCCUUUAAAUUUUUCAAACGCGAGUUGCGAGGUCGACGGCCGUUUGGAGACUAGCCAUCAUAAUUAUUGGGCGCUGAUCUUGAUACUUUUUCCAGUUUUUACUUUGUUCGGAAACGUUCUUGUGAUACUUAGUGUGUUUAGGGAAAGAACACUGCAGACUGCUACGAAUUACUUUAUUGUGAGUCUGGCUUUUGCUGAUCUUUUGGUGGCUGUUGUGGUGAUGCCUUUCGCCGUUUACGUUCUGAUGACAGAUAACAAGCUGGCUGCCUCCACAAAACAAGACUUCAAGAACUUCAAAGUAACCGACAAGAGUUUCACUACUGUUUGUUUCAAUACUGUGACCGAACACACUAACCUCAGUGCCGAUAGCUGUGAUCCAACCUAUCCCCAUCCCUUUCCAGACGACUGCAGAAAAUUUUACAUCUGUACAGUAAACGGACCAGUACUUCAAAAUUGCGAUCCUGGUAAAUUUUUUAAUCCAGCAACGCACAUAUGCGAUUAUACUCAGCGAGCAUAUUGUGCAGAAACAACUACCGAAAUUAGUCCAACAACUGCUGAUUUUUCAAAUUUCUUCUCUAAGUUUAAGAAUAUAUUUUCUGCAGCAAAAAACCAGCAGAAUAACAGUAUAGUGGAAAAUGGCGAUGUCAAUCCAACUAAAACAGAAGCUACAGAAUUACCUACAACAACAACAACAACAACAACAACAACAACAACAGAAACAACACCAGAAAUAGCAACAGUUGAAACUACAGAGGAAAUGACAACUACAGAAAGCAAUAGUUUAAACUCUACUAUAACACUAGAAAACAGGUUGCUAACUGACACACCAGAAAGUGAAACAAUAAGUGAAAUUAGUACUGAACCUUUACCAACUCCAACCAUUUCACCAGCACUAAAACGAACUGAUACAAACUUAUCUUCUUUUAAGAAACUCGUAACAAAAGACAGUUCAAAGGGUCAUCAAGAUAUUUAUAUAAACAAUCCUUAUUUUAUUUAUAUAAACAACUAUAACCAUUUUGUUAGUGGAAGAUCCGCUCCACGACCUGAACUCAUAAACCAGCAAAAUAGAAGAAUACGAUAUAAUGAUCGUCGCCGUAGGCCAGCUUCGCUUUUGCAGACCGUUGGCAAAUUUUUUUCAAACCUUGUUGAUCAGAUUAGAAGACCACCUGGAAGUGAUUACUAUGAUGAUUAUGAUGGGGGCAAUGGGAGUGAUUAUUCAUACUAUGGGUGA